UCCUGCAUCUAUUUUUCUCAGUUGGCAGGAGAAGCCCAGGAGCUGUUCUCUGUGCGUCACGGACCUGUCCGAGCUGCUCGCAUUCUUCCUGCUCCUCAUAUCAGUCCUCUGAAAACCGAUAGCUUUGCUGAGAAGAGGCCGUUGCUGGGGGUCUGCAAGAGCGCAGGGUCUUCAGGGACGAGCCCCCCGUACUGCUGUGCUGACCUGUACUCCUUAAGGACAGGUGAAAUGGUUAAAUCCAUUCAGUUCAAGUCGCCCAUCUAUGAUCUCCACUGCAACAAACAUAUUCUAGUGGUGAGCCUCCAGGAGAAGAUUGCAGCCUUUGACAGCUGCACCUUUACCAAGAAGUUCUUUGUUACAAGCUGCUAUCCGUGUCCUGGUCCCUGCCUGAAUCCAAUCGCUCUGGGAAGCCGCUGGCUGGCCUACGCUGAGAACAAGUUAAUAAGAUGCCAUCAGUCCCAUGGAGGAGCCUGUGGUGACAACGCUCAGUCCUACGCCGCUACAGUCAUCAAUGCUGCCAAAACGUUGAAAACAGGCCUCACCAUGGUGGGCAAAGUGGUUACCCAGCUGGCCGGCACCAUACCGGCAGGCACGCCCGACGAAGAGGGAACGCCCCACAGCACGGGUCGCCGCAGCCCCCAUAGCCCCGGCGUGAUCACCAUCAUCGACACAGAUGACGUCGGUGAAGGACAGGUCCUGGUGAGCGAGGACUCUGAUGGAGAGGGAGUGGUGGCUCACUUUCCAGCCCAUGACAAACCGAUAUCCUGCAUGCAGUUCAACGCCAGCGGAAUGCUUCUGGUGACCGCGGACACGCUGGGCCAUGACUUCCACGUCUUCCAGAUCCUCACCCAUCCCUGGGCGUCCUCGCAGAGCGCUGUCCACCAUCUCUAUACGCUGCAUCGUGGGGAGACUGAGGCCAAGGUCCAAGACAUGUGCUUCAGCCAGGACAGUCGCUGGGUAGCCAUCAGCACCCUGCGUGGAACCAGCCACGUGUUUCCAAUCAACCCUUAUGGCGGCGCACCCUGCGCCCGCACCCACAUGUCCCCACGGGUGGUCAACCGGAUGUCACGCUUCCAGAAGAGCGCCGGCCUGGAGGAGAUCGAGCAGGAGCUGAACAGGGCGGCCGCUGCGGGUGGAGGAGGAGCCGGAGGCAUUGGAGGGAGCAGCUGCAUUCUGGGUGGAGGAGGCGGCGUGGGCGGCCGCUGCAGUCCCGUACCUGGCGUGUCCAGCAGCCCCUCAGGGUCUCCGCUGCACGCCAAACUCAGCAGCCAGGAUUCGUACAACAACUUCACCAACAACAACAUGGGGAACCCUCGGCUCAGCCCGCUGCCCAGCCUCACCGUGGUUCUGCCUCUGGCUCAGAUCAAACAGCCCAUGACGCUGGGAACCAUCACCAAACGCACAGGACCGUACCUCUUUGGGGCGGGAUGCUUUGCCAUUAAAACUCCAUGCAAAGCCAAACCGCCCCCCCAGAUCUCCCCCAGCAAGUCCAGCGGUGGAGAGUUCUGCGUCGCUGCCAUCUUCGCCUCGUCUCGCUCCUGGUUCAUCACAAACCCCAACAUGAAGAGAGAAAAAGAUCAGUCCCGCCAGUCGGUCGUGGACUCGCUGUACAUAAUCAGUUGCUACGGUAACGUGGUGGAGCACGUCCUGGAGCCUCGGCCGAUCAGCACUGCGCAGAAGAUCAGCGAUGAGACUCCGCUGGAGCUGAGCACCUCUCCCAGAGCGUGCUGGACGUUAGCCAGGACUCCGCAGUGGAACGAGCUGCAGCCUCCUUUCACCUCCAGCCACCCCCUGGUUCUGGCCUCGGACCUGGUUCAGUACUAUCAGUGCCUCCUGGCUGGGAUCAGCCCAGGAAGUCCAGGUCCAAUCACACGUCACGAGUCAUGUGACAGCUUGGCGUCGGAUCACAGCGGCCCAGACGAUGAGGAGUGGCUGUCCCAGGUGGAGAUUGUGACCCACACCGGCCCCCACCGCCGCCUGUGGAUGGGCCCCCAGUUCCAGUUUAAGACCAUCCACCCGUCGGGGCAGACCACCGUCAUCUCCUCCUCAUCCUCGGUGCUUCAGUCCCACGGGCCCUCCGAUGUCCAGCAGCCCCUCCUGGACUUUGACACCGAUGACCUGGACCUCCGCAGUCUUAGGAUCCAGCCGGUGCGAUCAGAACCAGUCAGCAUGCCCGGUUCUUCCCGCCUGGUGGCCGAUCGCAGGGGACAAAGCAGCGUCCUGGAUGCCGGCUCAGGUAGGACACCUGUUGCUCCACCUCUGAUUGGAGGCUUUCUGCUCUGCUCUCCUUCCUGUUGCGUCACGCUGCCAGUGGUGAUGAUGGCGUGUUUGUUUCCUAACUCCAUCGUUAGCUCAUGUCUGACUGGUGGAACUGCAGGAAGUUACAUCUACAGAUUCCUUAACGCAGAUCUAAGGAAACCAGAUAUUCAUGCCUUCAGUCUCCCUCUAUGGUACGCUGAAACACGUCGCCAUAUGAUUCCCGCCGUACGCCGGCGUCUGCCAUCAGUGGUCCAUCAGUUCCAGGGAACGCCGCUGCGCUCCGACCUGUCAGAGACGAGGCCUCUGACGGACGGUUUGGCUGUGAGGCUGCAGGCCUCCUUGCACCCAUACGCUCGUCUUAUCUCUGCCUUCCCUGAGGUGACGGGACGCCACGCUCGCUCUCUCACUCAGCCUGCGCUCAACAGAGCUUCCAGUCCUGAUGGCCUCUCCUCCUUUACCGGCCGUACAGGAGGGGCCAUCGUCAGCCGCCUUCUGCGGCCGCCGUCAGGCGGCUCCACUGGCUCUGACAGGCCAGAAGAUGCCAUGCCAUCUGAUCUCCUCCUUAAAGACAAAUGCCCUCAUUUCCUGGGAAGCCCUCCUCCAACAGUAGAUACCUUUGUGGCCUGCUGCCCCCCCCUCCUCACCCGUCCAUCACCUCAGGGUGUGCUGGGUGACCUGCUGCUGAUGCUCAUCAUCCGACCAGGCAGCGACCGCCGCAUGUCGAGGAGUAAAAGAUAA
Cyprinodon tularosa is the source of this 2997-nucleotide messenger RNA. It is a transcript of the gene bcas3, whose product is annotated as BCAS3 microtubule associated cell migration factor. The record is from RefSeq and is a predicted model, not a curated record. Gene Ontology annotation, cellular component: cytoplasm. The annotation marks the transcript as partial. Lineage: Eukaryota; Metazoa; Chordata; Actinopteri; Cyprinodontiformes; Cyprinodontidae. The transcript is spliced from 24 exons. Gene Ontology annotation, biological process: response to starvation; autophagy. Gene Ontology annotation, molecular function: protein binding.